Molecule: messenger RNA, 939 nt
Organism: Theobroma cacao (cacao)
Lineage: Eukaryota; Viridiplantae; Streptophyta; Magnoliopsida; Malvales; Malvaceae
Product: deoxypodophyllotoxin synthase-like
Source: RefSeq, a predicted model, not a curated record
AUGGCAACUCAGUCAGCUAUCAAGCUACCCGUCAUUGAUCUUUUUGAUGACGAGUCCGAGCCUGGUACUGACUCUUGGAUCUCCAAAUGCGAAGAGGUCCAGCGAGCGUUUGAAGAAUAUGGAUGCUUCUUAGCAACAUAUGACAAAGUUUCCUUACAGCUUCAGGAUGAAGUCUUCGACUCUGUACGAGAAUUGUUCCACCUUCCAACAGAAAAGAAGGUUCUGAACACUUCUGAUAAACCUUACUUUGGUUACUUCAAGCAUCCAUCGAUUCCUCUUAGUGAAAGCAUGGGCAUUGAUAACCCAACGAUUCUUGAAGGAACUCAAAGUUUCACAAACCUCAUGUGGCCUAAUGGGAACCAAAUUUUCUGUGAAAGCAUAUAUGCAUACGCGAAGCUGGUGUCAGAAUUGGACCGAAUGGUGAAAACCAUGGUGUUUGAAAGCUACGGUGUAAGGAAGUACUACGAUUCCCACAUCCAAUCUACUAACUAUCUUCUUCGACUCAUCAAAUAUAGGGUACCCAGGGAGGAUGAAAACGACUUUGAUGGAUGUCCUCACACAGACAAGAGCUUCAUGACCAUACUUCAUGACAAUCACAUUGCAGGUCUACAGAUAAAAGCAAAGGAUGGCAACUGGAUCGGCGUUGAGCCCUCCGGUUCAAUGUUCGUGGUCAUGGCUGGCGAUGCAUUCUUGGCAUGGAGUAAUGGAAGAAUACAGUCUCCAACCCAUCGUGUGAUCAUGAAAGCUAAAAAGGAAAGAUAUUGCCUUGCUUUGUUCUCAUUUAGCGGAGAGACUAUACGAACGCCGGAGGAGCUUGUGGAUGAGGCUCAUCCAUUGCUGUUUAAGCCCUUUGAUAAUAUGGAUUUACUCCGCCUCUUUUCCCUUGAUGAUGUUCACCAACAUGCCAGGUCUUUUUCCCAGCCCAAAUGCGGAGCCUGA